AUGGUGGACGUGGUCGUGGGCAUAGACAAGUGCGGGGAGCAGCGCCUCACGUCUCUGCCUCUGUCCCGCAUCCGGGUCAUCAUGAAGAGCUCCCCCAAGGUGUCCAGCUUCAACCAGGAGGCACUGGUGCUCACCGCUAAGGCCACGGAAGUCUUUGUGCAAUAUCUAGCCACCUACUCCUACAGAUAUGGCAGUGGAAAAGAAAAGAAAGCACUUACUUACAAUGAUUUAUCAAAUACUGCAGAGGAAUCGGGAACUUUUCAGUUCCUUGCAGAUAUAUUAUUGAAGAAGAUAUUAGCUAGUAAAUAUCUGAAAAUGAUUAAGGAGAAGAGGGAAGACGAGGAGGAGGAGAAUGAUGACAGUGAUGAAAGUGAUGACAACAAUGCGGAAUCCUAA
Messenger RNA from Rhinolophus ferrumequinum (greater horseshoe bat), 396 nucleotides. RefSeq names its product chromatin accessibility complex protein 1-like. Gene Ontology annotation, cellular component: CHRAC; nucleus. NCBI's taxonomy places the organism in Eukaryota, Metazoa, Chordata, Mammalia, Chiroptera, Rhinolophidae. Gene Ontology annotation, molecular function: protein heterodimerization activity. The transcript has a single exon. The coding region runs from base 1 to 396 and encodes 131 amino acids. The record is from RefSeq and is a predicted model, not a curated record.